This is a messenger RNA of Paracoccidioides lutzii Pb01, 1554 nucleotides long. RefSeq names its product CCCH zinc finger domain-containing protein. The record is from RefSeq and is a predicted model, not a curated record. Gene Ontology annotation, molecular function: metal ion binding. The coding region runs from base 1 to 1554 and encodes 517 amino acids. The transcript has 4 exons.
AUGGUUGUCUGCAUCUUCUACCAACAAGGCCGAUGCAAAUUUGGCGAUCGAUGCAAGAACGAGCAUCCGGGUGCUCAGUCUGCGUCGCCAUUUGGGGGCAACCGUUUUGGCGUGUUCCAGCAAGCUGGAGGGUCAAGCGCGGGAUAUGCCUCAGGGGCUUUUGGAGGUGGACUCAAGGGCGACAUCAAGGAUAACAAGUACGGGCUGAAUCCCGAGGACAUAAAAUCAGACCUUACCCCUGGAAAAGGGAGGCCGGAAUGGAUCUUCUCAUGCUACGGGCCAGGAAAAAAUGCCCCAAGACAGCUUUUUGGAGGCCCUGAACGGGAGCAGAGUUUUGAGGAAAUGCGAGCGAUACAUUAUGCCGCCGCGGCAGCUGGAAACCCUCAACAAGCAAUGCAAGAUGCGAUGAAGCUCUACGCUGAGACAGAAGCUCAGAUGCAGACCAUCCUGAACGAUACUGAAGGGGCCAUCAGAUACAUUUUAGAGGGAGAGAACACUCACCCAAACCGUAUCGAUAUCAUUGAAGGGAAGAUGGGGCCCUCGUCAGCACCGUUCGGCCAGCCCUCUGCAUUCUCGAAACUUUCAACCACGGCGAUGGCAGCGCCGGCAUUCGGUCAAACGUCUGCAUUCGGCCUGUCAGGAGGGCAGUCGUCAGUCACGCCCUCACCUUUCGGCCAGUCUGCUGUGAUUGGACAGCAACCAACAUUCGGAAAGCCGUCAUUUGGUCAGCCUUCUGCCUUCGGCCAGCCAUCGGCAUUGGGAGGCUCGCAACCUACCCCUGCCUUUGGGCAGCCCUCCACACCAGCGCCAGCAUUUGGCCAGUCGCCCUUUGCCCAAACAGCACAACCACAAACUCAGUCGAACCCCUUUGGCAGAACAGCCCCCUCCUUUGCCCAGAUACAACCGCAAAACCACCAACAGCAACAGCCUAAUCCGUUUGGCCAGCCAUCAGCGCAGCCUUUACAGGCAUCACCAUUCGGUCAACUGCAGCCACAGCAACAAAAUGCAUUUGGCACACCACAGUCGCAACAGCAACAAACGCCCUUCGGCCAGGUCCAACCUCAACCUCAAAGUUCAUUUUCUCAGCCCUCCCCUUUCACACUAAGCGCCCCCGCUCAACCCACAACGCAACCAAACCCUUUCUCCGCCCCGCCAACAUCCUCCACACAAUCCACCAGCACUGGCACCGGCGCCGACAUUCCCCUCCCCCAAAAAGCAAAAUCACACCUCUCCCCGCUCCCUUUUCUCCAAGGCGAAACCCGCCGGGACCCCGUGACCAAAAAACUCAUCUCCUGGAAAGGCCAGGUCGUAAAAUACAUAAACGACGAACCUUGCUACCAACAUCCAAAUGAUGCGGGGACGUUUGUGCGCAUUUAUUUUCCCGAUGGCCCACCUCAGCCGGAGAUGCUGAGGGAUGCUGUGGGAAGGCCGGAGGAAUAUACGUCGGAAAUUGAGGCCGUUUACCGGGCUGUGAGGGAGAAGCGGGGGUUUGGGGAGGGGGUGCUUGUGCCGGAGGUCCCACCCAAGGCAGAGUGGUGUGGAUUUGAUUUUUAG